UGUCCGGCCGGCGGGCGGAUGUGCCCUUCUUCCAUCUGGGUCCUACCGUUCCUUGAUUCUCGCUAGCUAGAAAACUUGCCUUGAUUCUCAAACUCUGCGUCAACUGCCCUUUCAAAAUCACAGUUGCUGAGGGGGACCAAAAAUGGUCUUAACGUUCGUUCAUCUCUACGGUACAAAAAAGAAUUUAGGGCCUAAGCUACCAUUCUUCUAAGCUUGGACCAACCAUUCUGCAAUAACCCCUGCGCUCUUAAAUGCGUGUCACGUAGAUUUCGUGUCUUGGGUUCAUCUUGUGUGGCUUUGGGUUCUCAAAGAGAGAGAGAGAGAGAUGGCUUCUACGGACGAAGAGAGACCACUGAUAGAAGAUGGUGAUGCUCAAGAAGUAGUACAGAGAGAUUUAUCUCUGGAGACUGAGAGUGUCGCUGGAGAUGGCUCAGUUGACAUCAAAGGGAGGCCUGUUCUGAAGAAUAGUACUGGAAAGUGGAAAGCGUGCCCCUUCAUUCUAGGUAGUGGAGGUUGCGAACGUUUGGCCUUCUAUGGGGUUUCCUCUAAUCUUGUUAAUUACCUUACCGGCAAACUACAUGAAGGAAAUGUCUCCGCUGCAAGAAAUGUUACCACUUGGCAAGGCACUUGCUAUUUUAUACCCCUCAUUGGGGGUGUCUUAGCUGAUGCUUACUGGGGAAGAUAUUGGACAAUGAUAGUUUUCUUUGCAGUUUAUCUUAUUGGGAUGUGUACGUUGACUCUUUGUGCAUCAAUUCCUGCAUUACAGCCUGCAGAAUGUGUGGGUUCGGUAUGCCCUUCAGCUACAGCAGCUCAGUAUGCAGUAUUCUUCAUUGGACUCUAUUUGGUUGCACUAGGGACUGGUGGGAUCAAACCAUGUAUUUGGCCCUUUGGGGCGGAUCAGUUUGAUGAUACUGAUCCUAGGGAAAAGGGAAAGAAGGGAUCCUUUUUCAACUGGUUUUACUUUUUCAACAACAUUGGUGCUUUUAUAUCAACUAGUUUAGUGGUUUUGGUUCAAGAAGAUGUUGGGUGGGGUCUUGGAUAUGGCAUUCCUACAUUGGUUAUGGGCAUUGGAAUUGCGAUUUUCUUUUUAGGCACCCCCUUCUAUAGAUUACAGAGACCAGGGGGAAGCCCUCUUACAAGAAUUUGCCAGGUCCUGGUUGCAUCAUUUCAUAAGCGAAAUGUAGAGGUUCCAGCUGAUACUAGUCUCCUCUAUGAAACCCAAGACAGAAGAUCCACCAUUAAAGGAAGUCGUAAACUGGACCACAGUGAGGAGCAGAAGUGCCUUGAUAAAGCUGCUGUAGUCUCAGAUGCUGAUAUCAAAAGUGGAGACUUAUCCAAUCCGUGGCGGCUUUGCACUGUGACACAGGUGGAGGAAUUGAAGAUUUUGGUCCGAAUGUUUCCAAUCUGGGCGUCUGGAAUUAUUUUUUCUGCUGUUUAUGCGCAAAUGUCUUCAUUAUUUGUGGAGCAAGGGAAGAUGAUGGACAGAACAAUAGGCUCGUUCACCGUUCCUGCAGCCUCUCUCUCAAGUAUCGACAUCAUAAGUGUUGUUAUUUGGGUACCUAUCUAUGAUAGGGUGAUUGUCCCAAUUGCAAGGAAAUUUACAGGCAAUGAGAGGGGCUUCUCAGAGUUGCAAAGGAUGGGAAUUGGCCUCUUUCUGUCAGUCCUUUGCAUGUCGGCUGCUGCCAUCGUAGAGAUUGAGAGAUUGGAGCUUGCAAAAGAGCUUGGUUUAGUUGAUGAAGAUGUUGCUGUACCACUUAGCAUAUUGUGGCAAAUUCCCCAGUACUUCAUGUUGGGUGCUGCAGAGGUAUUUACAUUCAUUGGACAGCAUGAGUUCUUCUAUGAACAAGCACCAGAUGCCAUGCGUAGUUUAUGCAGUGCAUUGUCACUUCUAACGAAUUCUUUGGGAAAUUACUUGAGCUCUUUGAUUUUGACUAUUGUGACUUACAUCACAACAGAAGGUGGGAGUGUUGGAUGGAUACCAGAUAACUUGAAUGAGGGCCAUCUUGACUAUUUUUUCUGGCUUUUGGCUGGUCUCAGCGUCUUAAAUAUGUUGGUGUAUAUCUUUUUUGCCAGAAAGUACAAACAGAAGAAGGCUUCCUAAGGUUCAGGCCUUUUGUAAUCCCUAUUUGUUGUUCGAGUUACUGGUUCUUGUGGUUUAUCUGUUCUACAUAUGCAAUUGGUUCUACAUGUGCAGUUGAACAGCAUGUGUGGGGGCAUGUGAAUUUGUACAUUGUUGGUCCAAAUGAUUACAAACAUAAAUGGUUUCAUUGUUAAAUUUCCUUCCACAUCGAAGGAAAAUGAUUGUGUUAUGUCUAAGUUGAAAAUGAUUACAUGUAAUUGUCUUA
Messenger RNA from Corylus avellana, 2345 nucleotides. Its product is annotated as protein NRT1/ PTR FAMILY 8.3. Gene Ontology annotation, cellular component: membrane. Gene Ontology annotation, molecular function: transmembrane transporter activity. NCBI's taxonomy places the organism in Eukaryota, Viridiplantae, Streptophyta, Magnoliopsida, Fagales, Betulaceae. The record is from RefSeq and is a predicted model, not a curated record. Gene Ontology annotation, biological process: transmembrane transport.